This is a messenger RNA of Achroia grisella, 2130 nucleotides long. RefSeq names its product proton-coupled folate transporter-like. The record is from RefSeq and is a predicted model, not a curated record. Gene Ontology annotation, molecular function: transmembrane transporter activity. Gene Ontology annotation, biological process: transmembrane transport. The coding region runs from base 91 to 1653 and encodes 520 amino acids. Lineage: Eukaryota; Metazoa; Arthropoda; Insecta; Lepidoptera; Pyralidae. Gene Ontology annotation, cellular component: membrane. The transcript is spliced from 7 exons.
AUUAAAACACAACACUCGAUUUGUUGGCAGUUGAAAAUUGAAGGAAUAACGUGAACUUGUAUUUUUCCUCCUGAAGUGAAUUUCGUGAACAUGGAAUCAAAUGAUAAUCACGCGGAUCCAGUGAAUGAAAAACAAAAAGAUGAAAUUGAUGAGCAGACUCCAUUGAAAUUAGAGGAAAGUAAAGAAAAAACGGAACAUGAAGCUGAGAAACCUAAAGUAUCAAUUAUGGACAGACUGAGAAUAAUAAAAGCAAAUAUUACAGUUGAACCUAUUAUGGCAUGUUAUGUAAUGCCAAGCGUGCUUGCAUCCCUCGCAACUCAAAACUUGAACUUAGAAAAGGCUUGCCGUGUCAAUCUGAACUUUAGUGCAGAAGUUUGCGACGCCCUGACUAUGCGAGAGACGGAAAACUAUACUCAAGAAGAGAUAGCAGUUCAAACGUUAACAGCCAGCAUUCAAGCUUGGAAAAAUGUUAUACAAACAGCUAUACCAGUAAUGUUGAUAUUGUUUGUCGGCGCGUGGAGUGACAAGACUGGGAAACGGAAAUCUUGUAUCAUGUUACCAAUUGUAGGGGAGUUUCUGACGUGUAUUGGUUUUAUCGUUAAUACAUAUUUUUUCUACGAGUUGCCAGUCGAAGUUGCCGCAUUCACAGAAGCUAUAUUUCCAGCUAUAACUGGGGGAUGGUUUACUAAUUUUAUUGGUGUAUUCAGCUACAUAACUGAUAUAACGACAGUUGAAGAAAGAACAUAUAGAGUAGGCAUAGUGAAUUUAUGUAUGACGUUGGGAUACCCUAUAGGUAGUGCUCUGAGUGGAAUUCUUUUAACGUGGAUAGGUUAUUACGGUGUGUUUUCAUUAUCGGCAGUACUUUAUUUCUUCAGCUUAAUAUAUGGAUAUUAUUGUUUAGAGGAACCAAAAACUGCAAAAUUAGAAAAUUACAAAAAAGAAGGAAAGAAAAACCGUAGUUUUAUAAAGGAAUUCUUUGAUAUUUCUCUGGUAUUAGAUACGUUUAAAGUUGCCUUCAAAAAAGGACCUGGAAAUAGAAGAUUGAGAGUUGCUUUACUUUUAAUAGCAGUAUGCGUUAUAUUUGGACCUAUGCAUGGCGAAUUCAGCGUUCAGUACUUGUUUGCGAGGUACCGAUUCAACUGGGACGAGGUACAAUACAGUAUAUGGUCCACAUAUGCUAUAGUAACAAAUUUAUUAGGUACAUUAUUCUCAAUAGCACUAUUCAGCAAAUAUUUGGACUUAGACGACACUCUGCUUGGAAUUAUAUCAUGUACAAGUAAAAUUGUAGCGGCAUUUGGGUAUGCGUUCGCGAAAACUGAUUUGGAAAUAUAUUUGGUUCCGCUUCUCGAGUUCCUGAACGGCACAUCAUUCAUUGCGAUGCGCUCUAUAGCCACGAAGCUUGUCGACGGCGAUGAUGUCGGUAAAGUAAAUUCCUUGUUUGGACUAGCAGAAGCAACAAUGCCCUUAGUCUACGGACCAUUGUACUCCAGAGUUUAUAUGGAAACACUUAAGAUUCUGCCAGGGGCAGUGUUCCUGAUGGGCGCGUUACUUACUUUACCCGCUAUUGCCAUAUUUGGGUGGCUAUAUUUUGAACAUAAAAAAGACAUUUUAAGAAAUGCAGCUACAAAGUCAACAGAUGCCGAGAAGUGUUAGCACGGAACAGUAAAAAAUUGCUAGUAAAAAAAUUCAUAUUUUUGUAAAAAAAAACCGAAUAAGUGCCAAGUGAGCUGUAAAACAGAGUGGCGACACUCAAUUCGUAGACUGAGAACAAUCUGUAAUAACUUAAAUUGCACUCUUUUCUUUUGUCCUCUACAUUUUAUGAUCUACUGUGAACUUACUAUAUCUGAGAAGCAUGAAAUAUUUUUUGUUACAAUAUAUUGCCUUAUUGACUUUCAAUUUGCUUUUUGAUACUAUUAUCAUAAAUUAUUGAUUUGGAAAUUCAAUGUUCUGUAAGAAUACAUUGUAAUUAUCAAAUAAACGUAGCUGAAAAUAUUACCUUAAGUAGAGUAUUCUAGGGUACGUAAGAGUUAUACAGGUAGUAUAAAAUCAGUAUCUCAGUGGAAAGUUUCUUUCUCUAAAACCAGCGUUAUAAAAUAAAGUACUUGAUCAUUAUUGUUGUUAUCAUAAUAA